UCGGAGGUGCUUACAGUCAGCUGGAGCUAACUAGAAACUGUCAAGUUAUCUAUUAACAAAAGUUUUAGCACUCUUUACACCAGUUUUUUUUUUAUGUAUCUUGGGUAAAAUGGAAAUUAUAUGUAUUUUAGUAUGUUGUUAGAAAUAGUUUGAACAAUACAGUACUGGGAAUCUAACAAGAAAUACAUGAAUCAUUUGCUGCUGAAGUUCAACUCUCAAGGGAUGCGCAGUGACACUGGUGAGAGGCUCUUCAUCCAAGGAAUUGGAUUUGUCCUCCCCUUUCCUGGAUCAGACUUGGUGCUUGAUAACCCCCAAAAUGUUGAGCAUUUCACCCUGAUUAAUGAGAACUGCCAUGCCUAUGUCUGGCCGUGAUGCUGUAGUCCUGUGUGUGUUGGUAUGCUGUGUGCCAGUGCAGUACUGGCUAACACAGCACUCAUCUCUUACCACAGAUCAGCGAGCAACUGAGUUGUACAGGCUGGUAAAACAAAUCCACAUUGUGGCACAAAAAUGGCUCACAACAGCUUCAUGGAGAAUGUGGCUUAUUGGUGUUCAACAAAAAUAUAUGGCUAAUGAUUAUAGCCAUUGGUACAACUUGGAUGAUGAUGAUCCUCUUGGUGAAUGCCCAGCUGUUGAAGUGUGGAAUUUUCGCAGUCCUGAUGGCUCUUUUGGCAUGUCUCCAAAACCUCGUAGCAUUCGUCCACAGGGGCUUAAGUGGCGCAUUGGUCAAGUUGUGAAGCACAGCCUCUUUGGAUACAAGGCUGUGAUCAUUGGCUGGGAUCCAAAGUCCAAGGCCCCAGAGGAAUGGAUACAAAAGAUACACCAAGAUAACAAAAACUGGCGAGAGCAGCCUAAUUAUGCAUUACUAGUGGAUACUGGAGACCGUGAGAUGGCACAAAUUACAUAUGUUCCCCAGGAGAAUAUAUCACCAAUUAUAAAUUAUGAGGUAAAACAUCCAGACAUAAACCAGUAUUUCGAUUACUUUGAUGGUGCUCAGUAUAUUCCCUGUCCAUGGUUGCGAGCUGUAUAUCCCAGAGAUUGAUGUUUGUAGUGUAAAUAAGCAAAAACAUAUUUCAUAAAUGUGAAAAUGAAAAUAGUCGUUGGUGCAUAGAGUAAAUCAGUUAAUGGCUGUGUCACCAUUUCAGGAACAAAUCCUUUUCAAUACAACCAGAUAAGUUGUAAGGUUUAAUAUGAUGAUGAAUAUGUAACAGCUAAAUAUUUUCUAGCACUAGAUAAGAUGGAAUAUAUUUUGAAAUGUAAUAUUCAUCACUUACUGUUGGGGAAAACAGUAUACAAGGACAAAGCUUUAUUUUGUAAUAAAGUCUUGCUAUGUUUUACAGAAGGGCAGCAUCUGCCCUUCUUCAUUGAAUUACCUUGCAAUACAUUUAGGCAGAAUCUAUGCUUGUAACUUAAUGGUAGUGUGUUCCACUCACAGUCGAAGGACCCAGAUUUAAUGGUUACGUAGUAAUGUAUUUGCAAGUUUUACACCUGCUGCCCCUGUUUACCUUACAGCAAAUAGGUACCUGGGAGUUAAUUGACUGUUAAUUGACUGUUAUGGACUUCAUCUGCCUUAUCAGGAUUUCAUACUGAUAGGACAGAGCUUUAAAAUGAGCUGAGGUAGGAUGACCAUUCUCAGUUUGUAAAUUUAGUGCUGUAAAAUAAUAUGUAUAUAUUGAAGGAAGAAACAGGCUUCAGUUAUAAACUUUUCUUUAUUACUGUCGUUUUUAUAUUUAAGUAAAACUUUUUAAUGCACCAUCCAUCUUCCACUGAGGAAGGAUGACCCAAAAAAGAAGGAACAUUUUCACCAUGACUCAUUCAGUCAUUGUCUUGCCAGAAGAUUGCUGACAUCACAGCUCAGGUGGCCCUCAGAGCUGCACCCUGAGGAGGGAUGGGAAUGUUGCAGUUGGGAGGGCCAUCCGAACUGUGAUGUCAGCAUGCUUCUGGCAAGGCAGUGAUUGAAUGAGUGAUGGUGAAAGCAUUUCUUCUUCUUCAGGCCACUUGACCUUAGUAGAAGAUGGCCAGUGCGUAAAAAUAAAGAACGCUUGAAGGUGUUUUGCUACACUGCCUUUCAAGUUUUCUCCAGUUAGAGAAACUUUAAACAUCAAUAAUGAAUUUAAUAGAAAAAGUUGUGCCUGCAAUUUGAUGAUCAUUUUCUGCAUUUUAGACAUUCCUUUUUAACUUCACUCAUUGUUAUUGCUGUGAUGCUAAUAAUCGAUUUUUUUAUUUAUUAAAUUAAAGAAACUUGAUUAAUUCUUGUUAAGUUGCAGAUUAGCGCAAUUGCAAAAAUGUAGGGUGGAACUAGCAUGGUGAUAUGUACAAGUUGUAAGUAAAAGAUACAUGUGCACUGAUCAAGACAUUUACUAAGGAAACGUUUUGCCAUGAGUUGCUUUUUAAUGCAGAGUAGCUAGAAUAAUGAGCAAAUAGAUGAUGAAUUGUGCAUAUUGAAGCAUUUUGAAGCAGCCUUGGUUGUAAUCUCCAGCACCAUACCACAGAAGCCAGGCAACUAGAGUAUUUCUAGAACUCUGGCCAAACAGUUGUUACCCAACAGUGACACCUGCCAUUAGAUGACACUACCUAGUUACACAUGGGAGCACUGCAGAAUGCCUACUGGCCCACCUAAGGCAGAUCCUACCCACUCUGCCUUUAAUAUGUUACCCCACUUUUAACCCAGGUUUGCCUUACCUUUAGUACUAUAUACACUGCUUAUUCUAGCUAUUCUGUAUUAAAACUGAAAUCACUCAUAGUGAAUUUUUUCCUUACAAACAAAUGAACUUAUUUCUAUAAAGUGGAGUACUGUAUAUUAUACAAUUAGGGUGAUUGACAUACAUAUCUAAUUUAUAGACAGCCCCUUGUUAUGCCUUGAUCAGUACCUGAUCAAGGCAAAUAUUUUCAUCCUCACAGUUGCGAGGAUGAAAAUAUGUAAGUGGUGCAGGUCUCCAACAUGCAUACAAGUUUCAUUUCUGGUUUUUGAAUUUGCAAAUGAGUUGUUUGUAUAGAAAUAUACAAAGGAUGGUUACGUUUCACGUGUUUGUAAGGAAUAUCAACAGUUUUAAAACAUUUAUUGGUUCCUCGAAGACCACUUUUUGUAUGUGUGGGUAUGUGUAACUUGGUGGCAUGUUUGCAGGUUUGAAACCUUUAUUUUUUGACUGAUUCAGUACCGACUGGGCCGGAUUGGUCCCAGCACUCCUUAUAAAAUUUGUUAUUUGCACACUAUUGCAAAAUUCUCAUUUUAUGAAGACAUUAUUUUUACAUUUUGGUAUUGUGUGCCUUUUUACUGUUACCAGUACAGUUUUUAAAGAAAAAGAUAAAGCCAUAAAGAGAACAUGAAAUUAAAUGUUGCAAGAGAAUAAGAAACCCACUUUAAUGUAAUGCUGAUUAGUUUACUGAGGGCUACAAAGAUGUAUCAUUUUUAACACUUAUUUCCUCUCUGCUUUUCCAAAAAAGUAUAAAACGAAAUCUCAGAAAUCAGUAAAUAUACACUUCCAAAUGAAAAUAUACAAUGUAAAAUGACAUUCACUAAAUGGAUGUUAAGAGGGACUCAACACACCAUUAACUAGUCUCGUUAGUAAAACACUACAAAUGAGUAUUGUAUUGGAUGUGUGGAAAAUGUCUAUGAUACCUGAUUUUGAAGCAGGAGACAGGUUCAUAGCUUCAGAUUACUGAUUACAGUAAUCAGCUUAAUUGUACUUGUAGGAAAAUUAAUAGAACCACAAAGUGUGGAUGAAAUUCAAAGCCACCUUGUAAGACAUUUCAUCAGUGAAUCUCCACACGGUUUUAUAAAGCCAUGUUCUUACCUGAUGAAUUUACUAAUAUUUUUAAUAA
Molecule: messenger RNA, 3819 nt
Organism: Cherax quadricarinatus
Lineage: Eukaryota; Metazoa; Arthropoda; Malacostraca; Decapoda; Parastacidae
Source: RefSeq, a predicted model, not a curated record